AUCUAGUAUGGCUGCCGUCAGACUCACGACCAACUCUUUACAGUGACGACGUCCCCUCUUUAAACCCCAGUUUCCUUGUCUUCCCUUGGUUGGUUUGUGGAUAGAAGAUGCGAUCUUCGGGUAUAGAUUCUUGACAAUUGCUAGUUAUGGCUAGUCUUUCUCUCACUGGCUUCAUCAACGAACGAGCAGUUACCGGCAACCCGCUACUUUGUAACCGACUGUUCCGUGACCGUGUGUGCAAAGCGAAGUCGUUGUACAAUCGCAAUCUGGUUGGGCAUUUUGGCUGUGUGAAUGCAAUUGAAUUCAGCAAUAAAGGUGGCCAAUUUCUGGCUUCAGGUGGAGAUGACCGUCGUAUUCUUCUGUGGAACAUCCAAGAGGCUUUAUCGUUGGACAGCAGAUUCGAGGUCAUGAAAGGUGAACACCACUCCAACGUCUUCUCCCUGGCAUUUGACAGUCAGAACACCAAGUUAUACUCUGGGGGAAAUGAUGACCAAGUGUUGGUGCAUGAUAUCGAAAGGAAGGAAACGUUGAACGUGUUUCUGCACGAAGACGCUGUGUAUGGUCUGGCAGUAGAUCCAAGAGACUCGCAUAUAUUCACCAGUGCAUGCGCUGAUGGACGUAUCUUGCAGUGGGAUACAAGAGUUCCAAGUCAUCAAGAGCCCUUAGUGAUAGCUAACUAUCAGACGGCUUUCUACGCUGUGGUGCACCACCCGAUGGAACCUCAGUUCUUAGCCACUGCUAAUUCCAAGGAAGGAGUAGCAUUGUGGGAUGUUCGGGCUCCUCGAAGCUGCUUGAUGCGGUACGGCAGCGCGUACACACAGCAGAAUGCCAUGAGUGUACGCUUCAACCAGCUGGGAACCAGACUAGUCGCACUGCGUAGGCGUCUACCUCCCGUUGUGUAUAACAUACAGAGCAGUGCCGCUGCAAUACAGUUCAACCAUUCCGGCUAUUACAACUCAUGUACGAUGAAGAGCUGUACAUUCGCUGGGGACAGAGACCAGUACGUUCUCUCAGGAUCUGAUGACUUCAGUCUGUACAUGUGGGAAGUACCAGAGGCAUCGGAAGAUGUGACGUGGGUUGGAGAGGCCAAGUUGGUACUACAAGGCCAUCGGUCAAUCGUGAACCAAGUACGAUUUAACACUUGCACCCACAAUAUUGUCUCGUCUGGUGUGGAGAAAAUCAUUAAGCUGUGGAGUCCAUUUGAUUUUCCCAACACUGAGAAUGAUGAGAAUCCAAGGCAGAUGUUUUCUCACCAGCAAUACAUCGAUCUAGUCAUCAACAGCGGCACCGCUCUAUCCCACGACUAUGCAGACCAAUCCAUGGAAGAGGAUCCCAGGAUGAUAGCUUUCUUUGACUCCCUGGUGCAGCGGGAGAUCAAUCGGAGCUUCAGUGACUCGGACGACAGCGAGAUGAGCCCAGAGAGCCUUUAUCUACAUUUUGCUGGCGAGGACGACAGCGAAGAUGGUAGAGACUCCAAUAGUGGCUCGUCUGUUGCUUCAUUCCGAGCCAAUGUGGUCAGGAUGGCUGCAGGAAACGAUGACACCAGCCCUACAUCACAGCUGAGAACAUUGUGGAACCUCACUUCAGCCACCAGAGCAUCGGCUCAUGAAGUGCUUGAAUUAACUGAGAGUAGUAGUGACCAUGACGAUAGUGAAGUACAGACAUCAAAGUCAGAACUGAUUGAGAAAUCAUCCGCAACACACUCUUACUCAGGGUUGAGGGAAAACUGCAGUACAUUUGCUGAUGAGAUUGCAGGUACGUCAAGAGUCGGCGAACCUGUUGAGAAUGGUGCUGCUCAUAAGAAGACCCAAAAGGGUAGUGAGGGUACGUCAUCAAAGAGGAAGCAUAGGCCAGUGCCAAGCAGCUCUACCUCCCCAGGCUCUUCAAGCAGUGACGAGGACAUGAACUUCCAAGAGCUUCGAGCAAAAAGCCGAAUGCUGCGUAGGUUUGUCAAGAAGAAGAAGAGGAAAGCAGGGACUGAUUCUGACGAGAGUCUGCCGAGCUCUGGACAGAAAGAAGUCAACACGGACAGAUUUAUCAAUCUCCAGCAGAGGAUAGCAAUCUCUAAGGUGUUACGAGGGAAAAUCAGGCAGCCGGGUGACAGGGUCGUGCGCUCAGGCGGUAAUGAAGGGGAUAUGACACGCAUUAAUGAGCACCUCCAACAACGGGCCAUGGCAACCCAACAGCGCCUUGCCAUCAGUCGUAUUAGACAAAGGCUCCAGCAGGAGAAUAUCCUAAGCCUUGGAGAUGCCCAGACAGAGGUGAGGGAAUCGAACAAUAUAUCACAGGACCAUCAAGAUGUCAGUAUUAGAACUCUUCCAGCAGGUUCUGUGGCGCCAUCAUGUAGCACAAUGCCAAACCAAAGAACUACAGAUGGUGACCACGCUUCAGUACACACGCCGUUGCAGUCCAGUGUACACAAUUCAAACUCACCUGCAAAUGUGACUUUAGAUUCAAAUCCGAGCUCUUCUUUUCACGGAACCGAACGCCAAGACGAGAGUAGUAAUGUUUUAUCACUGCUCAACUCAAACGACGACAGUACGCAGACGCCAAGUUGUAGCGGUGAGAUGUCGCAGGUUCGAGCAAUGACGGGAAACCAUGUAGAAGAUUUGCCAAAGGAUGAUGUCGAGGGACAGCACAGCAAUAAGUUUCAUAAGUUUAAGAAUCAAUCCAAAAGAUCUCAACGGAAGUACAGAUCAAACUCAGUGAAAAAAAAUAAAGACCAUUCAGGCACAGAGUAAAACCAUUGAUCGGUUUCUCACCUGAUCCAUUUAUGAACAUUUUUAAUAUUGUUAAUUAACCCGUAACCAUUCAUAUACCCCUUGCAUGUGACAUCAACACUUAAAAAGCGCCCUCACUGGGGUCAAAAGCGCCCUCACGGGGGUCAAAGGAAGGAAUUGAUUGGGCACUAGUUGUUCUUUGUGCGUAAAAACGUGCGCAUUUCCAUGUAGCAUUUCGCCUUAUGCAAGGGUUCAAAAGAUUUUAUCAAACUUUUUUAUUUUUCAUUUUUUACUCGUUGUGCAAGAGAGAGAGGGUUACAAAACUGGUUAGGGAGUGCAUGCUCACUGAGUUAACAUGUUCUAAUGUUUCAGACCACCAGCAUGUAAUGCAUUUCACUAUAUUAACUAACAUUCAAUAUAAUUGAUUUAUACAUAUUUAAACAACUACUUUAACAAAUUUUGGGCUCCAUGUCCACAGGCCUAAGAUUACACGUAGGCCAUGAGCUCAAGGGAGAAGUGGGGACUUCAUAACAAUCGUGACUUGAAGUAGUUAAAAUUACACAAAAUUAAGGGUACACGUAUGUAGUGUAUUAUUUAAGCAAUAAAAAUCAUUCCGUCACACGAAAGCAAAAUUUCCCUGAGAGAAUUUAGCAAUUAUUUUAUUAACAAAUUAGCACAUUAACGAGGCUUUGUACAACAUUGGUAAGAUUCAAAAUAUAAAUGAUUUGGACACAUGACUUAAAUGGUAUAAAGAUGGUCAUAGCGGGAAAUCUUCCUUUAAACAAUUUUGCUUUCAAUUCUUAGGAAAUAUUGUAAAAAAAUAAUUCUUUAUCAGGUACGUUCAACUGAAACCCGAUGUAUGAAAACUGUGAAACUGUUUUCUCAUGACUCUGAUGACUCUGCUUUAACUUUCACGGGUUUGUUAUUUAAUUUAUAUGUUGGGUCACAUAUAGUGCUGAAACUGGUUUUUGAAAUUUACCAAUGUUAUACAUAUGCUUUAACACCCAUAUUAAAGAAUUAUUUUAUAUGGACCACUCGCUGGUCAUUAAACAAUUCACAUUAUUAAAAAAACACUCAUUUUUCUACUACCGGUAAUAUUUCCCCUGCACUAUGUAUGUAGGAGUGUCGUGGCCGAGCGGUUAAGAGCAACGAAUUCAAACUCUGGUGUUUCUGAUCAGCAGAGUGUGGGUUCGAA
Asterias rubens (European starfish) is the source of this 3915-nucleotide messenger RNA. RefSeq names its product DDB1- and CUL4-associated factor 5-like. The record is from RefSeq and is a predicted model, not a curated record. Gene Ontology annotation, molecular function: protein binding. The transcript has 8 exons. NCBI's taxonomy places the organism in Eukaryota, Metazoa, Echinodermata, Asteroidea, Forcipulatida, Asteriidae. Bases 147 to 2741 code for a protein of 864 amino acids. Gene Ontology annotation, biological process: negative regulation of fatty acid biosynthetic process. Gene Ontology annotation, cellular component: Cul4-RING E3 ubiquitin ligase complex; cytoplasm.